UGCCGGGCGGGUCGUAAGGCAGCAGCACACAAUUGUCAUCACGUGAGGUCACAAUGGUUUCUGAUGGUUUCGGCGACGAGUGAUUAGAACAGCGAAUGUUUUGAAUUUCCCGAAGGAAUUCAAGCAUCUGCAGUGUUCUUCGUGCGAGGGUGCAAUACGAGAUAUCUGAAAUACUAGGAUACUUGCUUAAAAGCAUUGUUAAAAAUGACGGAGUAUUGGUUGAUAUCUGCACCAGGAGAUGAAACAUGUCAGCAGACAUGGGAUACUAUGAACAAUUUAACAUCCAAACAACAUUCUUUGUCUGUCAACUACAAAUUUCAUAUCCCAGACUUAAAAGUUGGAACGUUGGAUCAACUAGUUGGUUUAUCAGACGAUUUGGGAAAGCUUGAUGCCUAUGUAGAACAAGUUACACGCAAGGUUGCAACAUACAUGGGAGAAGUCUUAGAAGAUCAGAGAGACAAGCUUCACGAGAAUCUAUUGGCCAACAAUAGUGAUCUUCCAUCAUAUAUAACUCGAUUCCAGUGGGAUAUGGCGAAGUAUCCUAUCAAACAAUCGCUGAGAAAUAUCGCCGAUAUUAUCAGUAAACAAGUGGGUCAAAUCGAUGCAGAUCUCAAAACUAAAUCUACAACAUAUAAUAAUUUAAAGGGCAGUUUACAAAAUCUUGAAAAGAAACAAACGGGAAGUUUAUUAACAAGAAAUUUGGCUGACUUAGUUAAAAAGGAACACUUCAUCUUAGACAGCGAAUACUUAACCACAUUACUCGUAAUUGUGCCAAGAACAAACUUUCAGGAUUGGUACAGUGGAUACGAGAAGUUAACAGCUAUGAUAGUACCACGUAGUACACAACUUAUUACUCAGGAUUCUGAGUACGGUUUAUUCACCGUCACCCUGUUCAAGAAAGUUAUGGAAGAAUUUAAAUUACAUGCCCGCGAGAAAAAGUUCAUUGUUCGUGAUUUCACGUACAAUGAAGAAGAAUUAGCAGCAGGUAACAGACAAAUCACAGAAUUAAUCGAAAUAUAUUGUAGACUGAAGGUCAAUUUUAGUGAAUGUUUUUGUGCAUGGAUUCAUGUUAAAGCAUUGCGUGUAUUUGUGGAAUCUGUUCUAAGGUACGGCCUACCUGUAAAUUUUCAAGCGAUUCUCUUGCAUCCGCAUAAAAAAUGUGCAAGACGAUUACGUGAUGUCCUCAAUCAGCUUUAUGCUCAUCUAGAUUCCUCUGCUACAGCUGGUGCUGCUCCACAAGGAAAUCAAGAUAGCGUGGAUAUACCUGGAUUAGGUUUUGGCCAAAAUGACUACUUCCCCUAUGUGUAUUAUAAAAUCAACGUAGACAUGGUCGACAGUAAGGUUUAAUCACCGAUGGUGAACCCAUUCUCCUACUAUAUUUUAAAUAUUUUCUUGUUUAUAUAACAUACUUCUAUAACUCCAGGUACUUAACCACAGGUGCGUACAAAAUGUACUGUCUUUGUUUUCUUUUGUUUGUAUGAAAUAUGGUUUACAUAUUUAGAACUUCGUGGCAAUCUUGAUUUUCAUUGUAAUCGUAACUGUCAUCGGUUCACUUGCAGGAGUAGAUCAAAUAUUUAUCGAAAAGAAAUGAUAUUUUUAUAGUACACCGAAAUGCCUGGAGAGAGAUGUAUGAACUAUGAUAUUAACUGAAUGUAAACUAUGCAUAAUAGAUUGUGCAAUCACUUGUAUGAGUUCCAACAAAAAUAUCUGAAUCUAUAUUAAGAACAUCCUUUUCUGUUCAAAUGGAUUGUAUUUGAUCGGCUAACGAACAUUAGUACAAAUUCAAUUCAAACUGUGACUACUGUCUCUGCUUUGACCUCGCAACUAAGAGAGAGCUAAUAAGUUUUGUUGUUGCAGUCACAGAAAUCGCAUAUUCCUUGUAAUACCUGUAUCGAUUAAUUUAUGAAACCUUUCACAAUUAAAUAUAGCACAACCUAUUUGUACAUGGUAUUACAACAAGAAAAAAAAGAUGAGUAUCAUGCCAGAAUAGAGAUUCUGCAAUGUAUAACUGUAUUAUUUUAUGUAUUAUCUAUAAAAGUAAGAACAUUGUGAAUAUUGUUAUAAACGGAAAAGUACAUCUUGUUAUAGAAAAACAUAUAUAUAAAACAUGCAAUUGAACAAAAUGAUGCUUGAACCGCCUUCAUUCAAUAAGUCUUCAUGUUACGCGUGUUACGAGGCAACUAGUAAAAUAAGUACUCUCCACGUAUUUGA
Messenger RNA from Dufourea novaeangliae, 2211 nucleotides. RefSeq names its product V-type proton ATPase subunit C (gene Vha44). Gene Ontology annotation, molecular function: proton-transporting ATPase activity, rotational mechanism. NCBI's taxonomy places the organism in Eukaryota, Metazoa, Arthropoda, Insecta, Hymenoptera, Halictidae. Gene Ontology annotation, cellular component: vacuolar proton-transporting V-type ATPase, V1 domain; lysosomal membrane. Gene Ontology annotation, biological process: proton transmembrane transport. The transcript has 8 exons. The record is from RefSeq and is a predicted model, not a curated record. The coding region runs from base 205 to 1347 and encodes 380 amino acids.